Molecule: messenger RNA, 1023 nt
Organism: Radiomyces spectabilis
Lineage: Eukaryota; Fungi; Mucoromycota; Mucoromycetes; Mucorales; Radiomycetaceae
Product: PRA1 family protein-domain-containing protein
Exons: 4
Coding region: 91-636 (181 amino acids)
Cellular component (GO): Golgi apparatus
Source: RefSeq, a predicted model, not a curated record
UGAAAAAGUAGGUGUCACACAGAGGGCGAAAGUAAAAACGCAACUUGGGACUCCAUCUUUUCUGGGCAUCUUACUUUAUUCCUUCCCAUCAUGUCUGAACCACUUCUUUCCAGCACUGCCGCCCAACAUCUUGGUACUGCCGCAAACGCUAUCGGCAACGAUCCUCGCUUGUCUUUUUUAAAGAGAUUUAGAGAGGAACGCCUUUCCAAUCUUCGCGGUCUGGGCGAUUUCUUUGAUAAAAACAGAAUCAGCUUCACCACUUCCUUCUCCACCAUUAGCCAACGUUGGAACUAUAACCUUCAAUAUUUCUCAGCCAAUUAUUUGCUUAUUGUGCUUGGUCUUUCUAUCUAUGCCAUUCUGACGAGUUGGUGGCUUUUGUUCUCCAUUGCAUUUAUUGUGGGCGGCUUUUAUUUGAUUUCUCGAUUGGAUGGUCCCUUGACUAUUGGUGGCAACUCUAUAUCCCCCUCCACAUUGUACGCUAGCUAUGCGGGCGCUUCUUUGAUCUUGCUCUUAUUCUCAGGUGCCACUGGCGUUGUAUUCUGGAUCAUUGGUGCUGGAGCCAUUAUCAUUCUUGGUCACGCGGCUAUUCUGGAACCCAGCUUGGAGAGCGAAUUUGGCGCUGAUGGCCAAGUGUAAUACGAUCCAGGGCAUCGCGUCCUGGUGUUUUUAAUUAUCCAGUCAAUGCCUAUGGCUCUUCCCUCUUUUUAAACCUAUUAUUGCUAUUAUUGGUUUUUUUUUCAUCCGAGAAUGGCUUGUUACAAUAUUUAUCUUCUCUGUACAACUUUCUCCUGUAAAAAUUGAUCCGUUUUGAUACCUAUAAGGUAGUCUACAGAAAAAAAUGAUUCACUGCAUUGCAAUCUCUUUUUCGGAAGGCCAAACUGCGGAAUACAUAUCAUUUGUCAGUCCCUCAUACACAGCUCAGUCUCAUUAUGUAGAGCGGGGUGAUUGGAUCUGCUGGUACACGAUGUUACGGCAAGGCUUGAUGAAUAAUGAAAAAAAAAAAAAUAGACAAACAUACUCCAG